This is a messenger RNA of Passer domesticus (house sparrow), 4953 nucleotides long. RefSeq lists its product as uncharacterized. Gene Ontology annotation, cellular component: actin cytoskeleton; plasma membrane. Gene Ontology annotation, molecular function: actin filament binding. The record is from RefSeq and is a predicted model, not a curated record. Gene Ontology annotation, biological process: actin filament bundle assembly. Bases 126 to 4259 code for a protein of 1377 amino acids. The transcript has 9 exons. NCBI's taxonomy places the organism in Eukaryota, Metazoa, Chordata, Aves, Passeriformes, Passeridae.
CUUUGCCUCCUCUCCUGCACAGGAGGGGGAGAGGAAGGAGGCAGCAGCGUGGUGCUGGAGAGCCCCAAGGAGACUAUCAAAUGGCAGAUCUCAGGCAGAGGGAAGCGCUCUAGCAUACAGAAAACAUGGAAAAAGCUGAGAGGCUGAGGCCAGCCCAGUCCUUCCCUUCCCUGUGCCAUUCUCCAAGGAGCAACCCAGAGCUCAGGACAGUUCUCCUGAGGAAAGCUGUGUCUGUCUCAGAGCUGGUUGCCAGGUACCAGCGCAUCCUGAACGGUGAAAAAAACAUGACCAAGCAAGAACAUGGCAAGCUCAUGGAAGCAAGAUAUCCAUCACAGAACAAUGCCAUUCCAGUGGGGAAAAACUGCGCCUUACCUCGAAGUCAUCCCUGUGAUAUGUGCCCAAGCAAGCCCAAGGAGGGUGUUCCCAUCUCUAAGACUGGUGCUCCAGCAAGGAAUUUCAGAGGACUCCUGAGCAGCUGUGACAGCCCUAAAACCACCCCACACUGUGCUGCACUGGAGGCACCAUCUCCCAAAGGCCCUUUGAGGAGGAGGGAGGCUGAUCACACCAGCAUCCUGACCACAAUCCAGCCCCUGAGCCUGGAGAGCAAAGCCCACAGAGACCCAGCCUUCCUUUCCCCUCUCCAGAGCAUCCAGAGGAAGGCACAAUGGAGCCCUGCCACCACCACAGGGAAGGAGUCUGCUGCAAAGGAAGGGAAGCAGUCCCGGGGCAGGCAGGGGAUCAUCUCCUCGGUGCCGGAUACAGCUGAUGACUCAGCCACGAGCAGAAGCUAUGAUCGGGCACGGUCAUUUUUAGACCCAUCAGGCAGCACCAGCCACACACUUCAGCAAGGACGAGGGAGGUCCUCUGCGCCCUCCGUGAAGGAGCUGUCGGCUCUGUAUCUCUCGCAGACAGCUGCUGCUGCUGCCAGCCCCGCACAGCCGAGUACUGUGAAGGACAACUCCAUUCACUCUCCCCACAGACAGAAAAAAAGCAAGCCCAUGUUGAAAGAAAUGUGUGCCUCCUGCCUGAAGCCUGUCUACCCCAUGGAGCGUGUGGUCACUGACAAGGUCUGUGUGCACCGCUCGUGUUUCUGCUGUCGGGCCUGCGGGAGGAAGCUGAGCUUGCAAAACUAUGCUGCCCUCCACGGGGUGUUCUACUGCCAAGUCCACUACAAGCUGAUGGCUGGGGCUGGAAGCAGAAGUGAGAUGGAAAGGCUGGAGCACCACCAGGUUCAGCAUGGACAGCCCCAGGACUGGUGUAACACGGCCAAAAGGACUGAAGCAAGAGAGAAACCCACAUCCUUCAAUGCUCAGUGUGAUCUGCAGCUGGCUGAGCACAGGAACAGCAGGGCUGUCCUCCUGGGGAACAAGCUCAGAGCAGUCUGGCCACCUUCAGAGCCAGCCUUGGCUGCAGAUGGGAAAGCUGGAAAUGGAGUGUGUUCCUGGAAAAAGCCUGCACUGAGCCUGCAAUCCCACAAGGGUGCAGGCAGCAUAGAGCUCAGGGGCCAGGAGGGAGCAGUGGAGAAGGGAAGAUUCCUACCUGGAAUCACCUACACCAAGGAAAGACAGCAGGCGUGUUCCUGGCCCAAGAACGGAGAGCAGAGAGGCCCUGAAGAGGCUGGGGAUGUGCCUGAAGGGAAGAGGGGUGGGGAAGUGUCCCAGAGAGUGGCUGCAAUCCAGCAGGGCCAAGCCCAGAAGAAGACAGGACCUGCCUGUGCCCCCCUCCCUCCCGUCCUGGAGCCUGUGAAGCCCCUGCCUCGUGCCUCACUUGCUCCCCACCCCACACACCAAAGCACCAAACCCACCCCCAGGAUGUACCUGGGGGGCACAGGGGGCUGCACUCUCCCUGCCACAGAGGUCCCAGUGACACAAAACAAGGUCUGUGGGUCACUGAGCACACCCAGCAAAGGAGGCACAAUCACAGGUGACAAGCCUGAGCUAAUCACAGCCACCCCAGAUACUGCAGGGGCCAAGCAUCACCUUGGAGAGGGAAUGAACAGCACACAGGCCAUUCAUGUGCCAGGAGAGCCCAAAACCAGAAACACCACAAGUACAGAGCUAAAACAUACAGCUGAGGAUGUUGAUCCCCCUGAAGAUGAAGCUGAACAAGCCCACUCCCCCCAUGGAGUGUUAAGGACCUCUCCUGUAUCUUCUGGCUCCCUGGAGCCAGCAGGGCUGGGUGUGUCACCUGAGAUCACUGAAAUGUUGAAUGAGAAAUCAAAGGCAAGCACCAGAGAAUUCCCUGGCAAACAGAUGCCAUUAACUUUGGGGGAAGCUAUGCAGCCACCCAGCAGCAGUGAUUUGCCUGGAAUUGAGAGCAAAGGGGCAGAAUUUGAGAAGACAAAAGAAGAGAAACCAGUAACUAUGACAGUUUCUCUGGAAGAGCCCAGUCCUGAGCAUGCACCUCAGGACAAUGAAGCUGAAAAGAGCAGAGUCUCUUCAGCUGGUUGUCCAGACAGCACAGGUGAUCACAAUGUGUCCUCUUUACAAGAAACAGAACCUCAGGACACAUGUGGCCCACUGAAAAGUGACACCCAUGAGGGUAUUUGGAGACAUGAUACUAAAUCAUCUGGCAAGGAUUUUCUAGUAUCAACUGACACACCUCUGAAAGGAACUUGUGCCCCUUGCCCCUCACAUGAUGAAGUCAACAAGGCCAAGUCAAAGGAAUCCAGGGAAGUUCUUAGUGAAAACACUUUGCACAUUUCUGAACAACCAGUCAAGACAUCAGAAUAUUCCAAACCAAAUACAUCCUUGGAAAAAUGCAGAGGCCAUCCAGUAGGUGAAGAAAAAGAUAUGAAACUUCCAGGGGAAAGCACUGGGCCUAUGUCACAGACCAGGGCCCAGAGCAAGGAGGCCAGAAGCAGCCAGGCCUGUAGGGAGACACCAGGUAAAGCUUUCAGGCUUGGGAAAAACCCCUUUGUUACCCUUUUUGGCUCUGAAGGCAAAGGCAGAGCUCCCAGGAAAGAAGAAACAACCCAGAGGAAACCCACAAAACCCCAAUCAGCCCUUGCCACUUUGUUUGGUCACUCCUCAGAGAAGAAGCAGAGUGCGCCAGAAAAACCUGCAGGAUCCUCAGAACAAGCAAAUACUGAUGGCAGGACAGAAAAGGCCCAGGGCCUCCUCAGCUCCUGCAGCCAAGAAAAGCAAAAUUCCUCCAAGAAUGAUCAGCUGCCACAGCCUGGAAAGGUGAAGGUGUUCCCUAAACACAUCCAGGAGAGCUCUGGAGGAUUCUCAGGCCCUGCUGAUGGCAAGGAGACUGAUAUCCUGUUGUCAGCUCCCAGCACAGCCAUGUCACAUGAUGAUAAAAGUGAGAGAACUGAACUUGACAUUCAUUACCGAGAGUCUUUAAAUAGUCAGGUUUGGCAGCAACACGACAGCUGUUGGCCCCCUCUCAUGCCAGCACAGAAAAGUCAGAAAGAAUCUGCAGGAAACUCAAAUCAUGGAACAAACCCUCCACAGCUUCCUCCAGAGCUUGUGUCUGCAGCAGACAACAGCAAAAAUCUCACCAGGGAGGGGAAUCAACAUGAUGCUCAUCUGCCAGGAACCCAGAACCUGCUGAGCUUGGAUGUCCAGGACACAGGGGCACAGGAUGGGAUAUUUUUUUCACUAGGCAAUUCAGAAGAGUUACCCAAGGAUGCUCAGCUUCUGUUUGGCAACAUGGAUUUUCUGGGGGGAAGUCACUUGUUCUUUUCUAGACAACAAGAUUUCCCCAGUGGAGCAAAUGAAACUCCAAAUUCAGAUUCACAAAACGCAGAGGCAGAAAUUCUGCCUUUCUUUGAUCCAAAUCCUUCUGAUUUUUUCCAGGAAAUCUCAUCAGAAACAAACACCUCACUAGAACUCUGGGACACCUCCAGCCUCUCGCUUCUUGAUGGGCAAGAUGAGAUUAAUAUGAGAGACCUGGAAGGGAUUCAGGGCUGUGAACUCCUGCUGCAGGUGGAUCCACAACGCCAGGCUCCAAAGGCAGCAGAAGAAAUGUUUGGAAUGGGUCUCAGUGCUGAAGGCUCCACAAAAAACCAUCUCCCUACACAGGAUGACAACUGUCCCUUAACACACACGUUCAGCAGCUGUGCUUCUGAAACCUCUAAUCAUGAUGUCCUUCAUCAUUUUCAUGUUGAUUCCACCAAAACAGGCCAGGAGGCUUCUGAAAAAAGGGACAGGAGCAGAAAAACAUCAGGAGACAAAGAAGAUUAUGACAGUCUGUCUUCUGAAGACUUGGAGAUGUUAAAUUAUGACCUUUCAGAGAAGGAGUUCUUUAUAUAGGUGAAAAAAAAACCAAAACAACCAAAUAUAGGGAGGGCUGUGUGGUAUUUUAAACUUUUUAAAAUCAGCACAAGUUUGCUGAUAUGGGACCAAAAGCGAUUCUUGAAAUCAGCUGUAUAAUGAUAAGCAAAGAAAAGUAAAAUGAGUUUGCCAAGGUCAGAAGGGCAGAGGAGGGAAAUGAACCCUGCUGUCUUGAAGUCUUGGGGUGUGGGGACAUUGCUAAAUCUGCUCUCCCUGUGCCACUGCACUCUGCUCCUCCCUGAGUGCCUUUGGCAUAAAUAUUACAUAACAUAAAUGCUAUAGGAGUUAACAAUUAUACUCAUGAUAAACAAACUCAAGAGAAACACCAGAGGGUCAAAGCAUGAACACGUGCACUCUGAGAAGGGUCAUAGAGCAUAUCAAUUCACAUGUUUUAAUCAGCUGUCUGUAAAAAAAAAGAUAAAGUUGUUAAAAUGAUUAAUUUUUGAAACAGAACAAAAUGAAAUGAAAUUAAAUUAAAUAAAAAUAAAAUAAAAUUAAAAAAAAUAAAAUAAAAUAAAAUAAAAUAAAAUAAAAUAAAAUAAAAUAAAAUAAAAUAAAAUAAAAUAAAAUAAAAUAAAAUAAAAUACACCAACAAUCUCCCUGCCUCACAAGAGCCAAAAUCACCUUGACUCUCUCAGAUCUGCUGGAGGAAUAAAGCUGUUUAAUGACUGCA